AUGGAAAUCAUGAGCAGCGUAAAACAUGGUGAGGCCAGGACGAGACGCGGUUGCCGCAACGUGUCCUCUGCGUCUCUGCCCAGCGCCGGGCCGGCAGAUCGAUGCACACGAGACGAGGGACUGCCAGACAGCGCGAGUCCGCUGAGAGAGUGUGUCCGAGACGGAGGGUGUUGGUUGACCUUGUUCCGCCUUGUCAGACGAAAGCGCAAGUGCGAGGGACGCUCCAUGUCCAAGUGCCGGUGAAAACACACAAUUUGCAAGAAGCAGGUGACAGAAGAGACUUGGAAAUGACAAUAGUUCCAAUUUCAAACUGUUGGCUUUUUCGGCUAAAAUUUUUUCUUCCAAUUUUACUUUUCUCAAACUGAAAUAUCGAAAGUUGCACAUUGGCUAUAGUUCAUCCACAGCUGUUUUUAGGAAGUAUUACGCGAACAGGAUAGUAGGCAAAACAAUAGACUAGAACGUCUUUAGUAGUUUUGCUGAAGGGAAAAUGCAAAGUUAUCAAAAAACUUUCUCUGACGAGCAGAAAAAAUUUCCUCAACAUGUCUUGCAUUAACAAUUGUUUAAUUCAUAGCUUUACUAAUCAUAAAAAAUGUCUGCGAAAUCUUGUUAAAAAGUUUUAAAAAGUCAUUUUAGCGAAAAAAAAUUAAAAUUUUUGCAAUCACUAAGCUUUCAGCCAAUCAAAAAGGUUUUCGAGCAAGUAUAAACUAUUGGAUGAAGAGAAGUAAAACAGAAAGUCUACAGGGAAUCGUACAAUACGCGGCACAAAGAGGAGAUAGAAGUUACGACGACCGGCCAGGAGACAAAAAACGAGAAAAAUGAGGAGUGA
This is a messenger RNA of Caenorhabditis auriculariae, 826 nucleotides long. The record is from the annotation of a GenBank genome assembly. Lineage: Eukaryota; Metazoa; Nematoda; Chromadorea; Rhabditida; Rhabditidae.